AUGGCUGUUGCAGUCGGCGUCAGAGCAGCUCCAGUGCCGGGGUUAGCACGGGCUCUGGUUCUGGGACUGAGGGGCAGUCAAGCAGCAAGAUGGAGGGGGUGGGGAACUGCAGCUCCCGGCAGCCUCUGGGCUUUGUGUGAGCGCCCCGCGGGCUGCCGGGAGCUGUGGUUCCACGGGCGGGCAGCCGGGGCUGCGCGGUCUGAGCGCUUGUUACACCCCGCGCAGGAUUCGGACGGAGAACGCGAGGACUCGGCGGCUGCGCGCGCCCGGCAGCAGCUAGAGGCGCUGCUAAACAAGACUAUGCGCAUUCGCAUGACAGAUGGACGGACACUGGUCGGCUGCUUCCUCUGCACUGACCGUGACUGCAAUGUCAUCCUGGGCUCGGCGCAGGAGUUCCUCAAGCCGUCGGAUUCCUUCUCUGCCGGGGAGCCCCGUGUGCUGGGCCUGGCCAUGGUACCCGGACACCACAUCGUUUCCAUUGAGGUGCAGAGGGAGAGUCUGACCGGGCCUCCAUAUCUCUGACCACGAUGGCGCUUACCUUUCAGACUUCAUUAAACUUAUGACCGAA
This is a messenger RNA of Pongo pygmaeus (Bornean orangutan), 568 nucleotides long. It is a transcript of the gene NAA38, whose product is annotated as N-alpha-acetyltransferase 38, NatC auxiliary subunit. The record is from RefSeq and is a predicted model, not a curated record. The coding region runs from base 1 to 522 and encodes 173 amino acids. Gene Ontology annotation, cellular component: NatC complex. Gene Ontology annotation, molecular function: RNA binding. Lineage: Eukaryota; Metazoa; Chordata; Mammalia; Primates; Hominidae. The transcript is spliced from 2 exons.